Larimichthys crocea (large yellow croaker) is the source of this 1091-nucleotide messenger RNA. It is a transcript of the gene mrpl15, whose product is annotated as mitochondrial ribosomal protein L15. Gene Ontology annotation, molecular function: structural constituent of ribosome. The coding region runs from base 82 to 972 and encodes 296 amino acids. NCBI's taxonomy places the organism in Eukaryota, Metazoa, Chordata, Actinopteri, Sciaenidae. The record is from RefSeq and is a predicted model, not a curated record. Gene Ontology annotation, biological process: translation. Gene Ontology annotation, cellular component: mitochondrial large ribosomal subunit. The transcript is spliced from 5 exons.
AAUGAAGUACUUCCGCUCACCGCCUCUGUCACGUGACCCACGCGUCCUUGGCUUGUGCUAGCAGUGACAUGUGAGAGAAACAUGUCUGUCCCGAAGAAACCCGGCGGCAAGGCCUUGGAGGUUCUGCAGAACCUGCCCCGGAUCACUUUAGCGAACCUGCGUCCUGAACCCGGGUCGAAGCAGAGGGAGAAGAAGCGAGGCAGAGGGCAGCAUGGGGGCAACAGAAGCGGCCGAGGGCAUAAAGGAGAGCGGCAGAGAGGCACCCGGCCUCGGCUCGGCUUUGAAGGGGGUCAGACUCCUUUUUAUCUGGUCAUCCCGAAAUACGGCUACAAUGAAGGACACAGUCGCCGUCCUCAGUACCAGCCUCUGUCACUGAAGCGACUACAGUACCUGAUCGAUCUGGGACGAGUCGACCCGACCCAGCCGAUAGACCUGACCCAGCUCGUCAAUGCCAGAGGAGUGACGGUCCAGCCUCUGAAGAGGGACUACGGAGUCCAGCUUGUCGACGAGGGUGCUGAUAUUUUUGCAGCAAAAAUAAACAUUGAAGUUCAGAGAGCUUCUGAAGGAGCCAUAGCUGCUAUUGAGAGGAACGGAGGGGUCAUCAGCACCAGUUUCUAUGACCCUAUAAGUCUCGGGAUUCUCAUCAAGCCCGUCCCGUUCUUCAUGCGCGGGCAGCCUAUCCCAAAGAGAAUGUUGCCAGGGGAGGAUAUGGUCCCAUAUUACACAUUUGCUAAAAACCGGGGUUACUUGGCAGACCCGGAGAAAAUCCGACAGGCCCGGCUGGCCCUGGCACAGAAGUAUGGAUAUAUUUUGCCAGACAUUUCAAAGGACGAACUGUAUCACAUGCUCUCCAUGAGGAAGGAUGUUCGACAGAUCUUCUUUGGCCUCGCUCCAGGCUGGGUCGUUAACAUGCCGGAGAAGAAGAUUCUGAAACCCACUGAUGAGAAACUUCUGAAAUAUUACAGUUCAUAGGUGUGAGGAUGUUGAAGUGGAUGUUUAUGUACAGUAUCUCUUGACAUGUGUCUCAAAAUGUGUGAAAAAUAAAAGCCUUGGACAUGUUUCCAUUUUAUAUUAAAUGUGGAGAAGCGGCA